UGGGCGGUGCGAAAAGGCGCGUGUGCUGCUUUCCCGAAUGUUUUCAUUCUUCGCUGUUGUUGUGAAGCUGUACUCCCUAUGAUUAAUCUCCUUCGAUAAAUGAAACAUUUUAAAUCAACAUUGUGGUGAAAGACGUUUAGCGUCCGUGUCCAUUCUUUUGCAGCAUUUGCUCUGAUAUAUUUUAUUCGUUUUAAAUACGGACUCCUCAAACCAAACAGGCAAGAUGAGUAAAGUGCAAGGUGGAAUGAAAUGCGUGAAAUAUCUUCUGUUCAUCUUCAACUUCAUAUUCUGGGUGUCUGGUCUGCUGGUGCUGGCGGUGGGCCUGUGGCUGAUGUUCGACCCCGACACCACCCAGCUGCUGACAGGAGACGGUGCUCCAGACACCUUCUUCUUAGCGGUCUACAUUCUGAUUGGGGCUGGUGGUCUCAUGACGGUGGUGGGAUUCAUCGGCUGCUUCGGGGCCAUAAGAGAGUCGCAGUGCCUUCUGGGAUUGUUCUUUGCUUGUCUUCUUGUCAUCUUCGGGGCUGAGGUUGUGGCUGGAGUGUUUGGGUUCUUAAACAAAGAAAAGAUAGUGGAGGAGGUCCAGAAGUUCUACAGCGACUCGAUCACUGACGAGACCAGCCCAAAUGCCACUGCCAUAGCAACCGUUUACCACUCUGUGCUGAACUGCUGUGGAGGCUCCACCCCUAACCCUUCUCUCUGCAGUGAUGCUGGGGAAGAUGCCAAGGACUGUCUCACGGCAAUAACAGACUUCUUCAAUGAAAAGCUCUACAUCAUUGGAUAUGUGGGGAUGUGUGUUGCAGGAGUAAUGGCCCUUGGCAUGAUCUUCAGUAUGGUGCUGUGCUGUGCUAUCCGAAACAACCGGGAGGUCAUCUAGACCCCCCUCCCCCUCCAGACAGACCACAGACACCAACUAUAAUCACGUGUCUGAACUGGGGAGGGAGGGCAACACAGUCGACUAUGAGAAGAUGUUUCUGCCUUCUUCGAUAUGCAAGACCAGGGACAUUUUAUAUAAUUGAAUGAACACAAUUACUAUGGCAUUCCCAGCAUCUUCCUGAUUAGAACCAUGCAUUAUCUCUUACUUUUCUGCUACUUCUACUGUUCUCCCAGCAUCAUACUAGCCAUCUCUGUCAUCAUCACUCUCAUACACACAACGUACUUCUCUGACAUCUAGCGUCUAGUAACUAGGUCGUCUCUGUACAUGGUAGACAAUUCACGUUCUCUGUGACGUGGGAUGAGGAGGAGUACUGAUGUAAAUAGAAACCUUAUUUUUAACACUUAUUUAUUCGAUGUUCUUUGCGACCUCCAAUUUGGGUGAUGAUUUUGUGUAACACUCACCCGGCGUGUGUUCGUGUAGAUCUAUUUGGUGUCAUACUAAAUGACGGCACUUGAGCUGCUCUUCUGUGCCCUCCGAGAAGGCGGUCUUUUUGCUAACAAAUCGCAGGAAAAAAAACGUUUGAAACGCACCAGCAGCUUUUAAAACUUUCGCCGCCAUUUCAGGGUAGCGGUUAAGACAGAGCGAAGCAGCUCUGCAGUUCCUGCCUGAAUAUUUUCGACAUCCUUGACAGAAUAAUGGACUUUUACUUUUAGUGGUGCAGCUAAAACUGUUAGAAGGAUAUGCAACAUUUUGACGGUGAACUAGUGUGUUGUGUGAUUUGUGGAUGUUAAUGUUCUUGUGUGCCAACAAGAUGUGCGUUAUAGUUUGGUGUGGUAGAUCCGGGUUCUAAAUGAAGUUGGCUUGUUGUGAUUCAAUCGUACUUUUAAACCAGGAAUUAAUAAAGACCAUUGUCCAUU
This is a messenger RNA of Hypomesus transpacificus, 1794 nucleotides long. RefSeq names its product tetraspanin 2a (gene tspan2a). NCBI's taxonomy places the organism in Eukaryota, Metazoa, Chordata, Actinopteri, Osmeriformes, Osmeridae. Gene Ontology annotation, cellular component: membrane. The record is from RefSeq and is a predicted model, not a curated record. The transcript is spliced from 8 exons. The coding region runs from base 224 to 877 and encodes 217 amino acids.